UCCUUUCCCACUUUCCCUUCUAUAAAUUCCUCCUCCACCCUUCCCCAUUUCCCGUCUUUGCUUCACCUCACUCUUCACCGCUUCUCUCAUUUCUCAUCUUCUAUUGUCUCGCGAUUGUUAUGGCUACCAAAAGGAGCGUUGGUACUCUGAAGGAGGCUGAUUUGAAGGGAAAGAGGGUGUUCGUGAGGGUCGAUCUCAAUGUUCCUUUGGAUGACAACUUCAACAUCACCGAUGACACCAGAAUCCGUGCUGCUGUGCCUACCAUUAAGUAUUUACUCGGCCAUGGUGCCAGGGUCAUCCUCUCCAGCCACUUGGGGCGCCCAAAGGGCGUAACGCCGAAAUACAGUUUGAAACCUCUUGUUCCCAGGCUUUCUGAGCUCCUCGGAGUUCAGGUGAAAAUGGCCAAUGAUUCUAUUGGCGAGGAAGUUGAGAAGCUGGUCGCUGAAUUGCCUGAGGGAGGUGUAUUGCUGCUUGAAAAUGUGAGGUUUUACAAGGAGGAAGAGAAGAAUGACCCCGAGUUUGCCAAGAAGCUGGCUUCCCUCGCGGAUCUCUAUGUUAACGAUGCCUUUGGAACUGCUCACAGGGCUCACGCUUCCACAGAGGGUGUGGCUAAGUUCUUGGAACCGUCUGUUGCUGGUUUCCUUAUGCAGAAGGAACUUGACUACCUCGUUGGAGCUGUGGCUAAUCCCAAGAGGCCAUUUGCUGCCAUUGUUGGUGGUUCAAAGGUGUCUUCAAAGAUUGGAGUGAUUGAAUCCUUGUUGGAGAAGGUCAACCUUCUUGUCCUGGGUGGAGGAAUGAUCUUUACCUUCUACAAGGCGCAAGGUCACUCAGUGGGGUCAUCGCUUGUUGAAGAAGACAAGCUUGGCCUUGCUACUUCGCUCAUUGAGAAGGCAAAAUCCAAGGGGGUGUCUCUUUUGCUCCCAACCGAUGUAGUCAUAGCAGAUAAAUUUGCUGCUGAUGCUAACAGCAAGACUGUGGCCGCAUCAAGUAUCCCAGAUGGUUGGAUGGGGUUGGAUAUUGGACCUGAUUCUAUUAAGAGCUUCAGUGAAGCAUUGGACUCUACCCAGACCAUUAUUUGGAAUGGGCCUAUGGGAGUGUUUGAGUUUGAGAAGUUUGCGGCUGGAACGGAGGCAAUUGCAAGGAAGUUGGCAGAGCUGAGUGGGAAGGGGGUGACCACCAUAAUUGGAGGAGGCGACUCUGUUGCGGCUGUUGAGAAGGUUGGGCUUGCGGAUAAGAUGAGCCACAUCUCCACUGGAGGCGGUGCCAGCUUAGAGCUUCUUGAAGGAAAACCGCUUCCCGGGGUCCUUGCUCUCGAUGAUGCUUGAGCUCUCGCCGUUUUCCCUGUGUUAUAUCGUAAAGGUUGUUCAACCUAUGAGGAUUUCUCGAGCUUGUCUUUUUAUUUGAGAAGAGGUUGUAGUUAUAGGAUAGAUUAUUCCAAUAAGUCUCAAAUUCUCCUCUGAACAUAUGGUCCACGGUAUUGGAUUGGAUCAUUUUUUUCCGUCGAUUUAAAAUGUUGAGUUUGAUGCUGAUGCCUGCUGCAGUCAGGCUUUUUAACCAGCAAUCAAUCGCCUUUUGUUCACGAGUGAGUGUUUAUGGUCUGAUUCAAUCUGUGAAUGCUUCAACUUCAACUAUAUAAGCAAGAUUUCUUAUUAGAUGAAGUUUAGGCUGUCGGUUGCCGCUUUAAUAAGAUAUAAA
Messenger RNA from Momordica charantia (bitter melon), 1695 nucleotides. RefSeq names its product phosphoglycerate kinase, cytosolic. Gene Ontology annotation, biological process: glycolytic process; gluconeogenesis. The record is from RefSeq and is a predicted model, not a curated record. Gene Ontology annotation, cellular component: cytosol. NCBI's taxonomy places the organism in Eukaryota, Viridiplantae, Streptophyta, Magnoliopsida, Cucurbitales, Cucurbitaceae. Gene Ontology annotation, molecular function: ATP binding; ADP binding; phosphoglycerate kinase activity.